CUUGCUCGGCCUUGGCGCUUCUUGGGCCGAGCCCUCGCUGGUCCGUCCGGAACGCCGCCGCCACCACCACCUCCUCCUCCCUCCUUCCUGCUUUUGGGUUUGAUCAAGAUACUCUUUCUCAGCAUGGGUGAACCAAAGAGCAAUGACAAUGCAAUGGUGCAUGAUGGGGAGAUGACUGUCAGUAACAAGAUGAUCAGUAGCAGUGAAAUUGUUCAUUACCGUGAGAUGCUCCAUGGUGACAUUAUGGUUCAAGAGAGCGAGAUAGUCCAUGGUGACGAGAUGGUGAUCAAUGGUAAUGAGAUGGUCCACGGUAAUGAGAUGAUCCACAGUAGUGAGAUGGUCCACGGUAAUGGGAUGGUCCAUGGUAGUGAGAUGAUCCACAGUAAUGAGAUGGUUCAAGUUAAUGCCAUGAUCCAUAGUAAUGAGAUGGCUCAAGUUAACAACAUGGUCAAUGGUGAUGAGAUGGCCCAUGGUAAUCCAUUGGUCUGUGCUGGUGUGAGCCCACCAACCUCAUCAAGACGCCGGAAAAAGAAGUCACCAGUCUGGGAGCACUUCACCAUUCAACAUGUGCCUGGGGAUAAGAGAUGCCGAAUUGCAUGCUGCAACCUAUGCAAGGGAACCUUUGCAUAUAGUUCUGGCGCAAAAAUUGCAGGUACUAGUCAUCUCAAAAGGCACAUUAUACAGGGUUCAUGUCCUGUUAUCAAAAACCAAGAGAGGGAACUGGCAUUGCCUUUAGCAGAAGUGGCUGACAAUGAUGGUGAGGGUACCAUAGAACGCCCUUCUAAGAGGCGUUACAGGCGAAAUGGCUCUGCAAACGCUACAUUUGAUCAAGAACGUAGCAGCUUGUAUCUGGCAAAGCUCAUCAUUUUGCAUGACUACCCACUUCAUAUUGUUCAACAGCCAGCCUUCAGCGCUCUUAUUGGUAGUCUGCAACCGUGUUUCAAGUUGUCAGACGUUGAUGCAAUGGAGGGAGAAGUGUAUGCUGUUUAUCUGAAAGAAAAACACAACCUACUGCAAGCAUUAAGCACUAUGCCUGGAAGGAUGAGCCUCACCGUAGGAUUAUGGAUAACUAGUCAGACUCUUGGCUAUGUGUCAAUUGCGGGGCAGUUUAUUGACACGGAGUGGAGAGUGCAUCGAAGAGUGCUUAAUUUCAUGAUGGUUGCUUCUCCUCAUUCGCAGGAUGCACUUGCUGAAGCUAUCAGCAGAAGCCUUUUUGACUGGGGCAUGAGGGAGAAGCUACUCGCCAUCACAUUGGAUAACGAUUGCCCAUCUCAUGAUAUCUACAGUGCAAACCUGAGAGAUCAUCUUUCCAAUAAGAACGGCGUCAUGCUUAAGGGCCAGCUAUUUGUUGUAAGGUGCUAUGCACAUAUCCUGAAUGCAGCUGCACAGGAUGUGAUAGCUUCAGUCCAUGGCGUCAUCUCUGGUAUCCGUGAAAGCAUAAAGUUCAUAAAAGCCUCUGAUAGUCACGACGAAAAGUUUGCUGAGAUUGCUCUGCAGCUGGAGAUCCCUGGUACCAAGACCCUUUGUCUGGAUGUUACAACCCAGUGGGACACCACCUAUCUGAUGCUCUUGGCUGCCCUGGAUUAUAGGCAGGCUUUCACUAUACUAGAAACAUGUGAUGAUAACUAUAAUGAAGCACCUUCAGCCGAGGACUGGAAAAAAGUUGAGGCUGCCAGCAAUUAUUUGAAGCUGCUCUAUGACUCCGCUCAUAGCGUCAUGGCAGUAGAGAACCCAACUUCAGACAUCUUUUUCCAUGAAGCCUGGAAACUUCAGCUAGAGCUGGCAAAUGCCGCAGCACAUGAAGAUCCAGUUGUCAGCAGCAUUGCUAGAGAUGUGCACGAGAGUUUUGACAAAUACUGGAAAGAUUGCAACCUCGUGUUAGCCGUCGCUGUUGUGAUGGAUCCGCGUUUUAAGAUGAAGCUUGUUGAGUUCAGUUACUCGAAAAUUUAUGGUGUUGAGGCAGCAAAGUAUGUUAAGGUGGUGAAUGAUUCAGCGCAUGAGCUUUACAAGGAGUAUGUAGCACAGCCACCGGUCUAUGUUGAACAAUCCGCCAGCGGGAACAAUACUCAAACAACUCCACCUUCCACCGGUGAUGGUCUUCAAGACUUCGACAUGUAUCUUUCCGAGAUUGCUACAACCCAGCCCUCAAAAUCUGAACUGGAGCAGUACCUGGAAGAAUCCCUGACGCCACGUAGUAUCCAAGAGUUUGACAUUCUCAACUGGUGGAAGCUUAACACGCUCAGGUUUCCAACACUCUCGAAGAUGGCACGUGAUGUCUUGGCCAUUCCGGUGUCCACAGUGACCACGGUUGGCUCUAUAUUUUCCGCAGUAACAGGAAGCCGCAUGCUCGAUGACUAUAGAAGCUCGCUUCGUCCUGAAAUCGUGGAGGCACUUGUUUGCGCCAAAGACUGGCUUCCACAUUCACCGCCUGCCUCGCAGACACCGACUCCUGCAAUGCAGUAGGUCCUGCUGAAGCAUGCAUUCGUGAUAUGAUCUCGUAACUGUAGGCUUGUUUCAGGGAGAGUUUGUGAAUUGGCUGGUGGUCUGUUUCAGCAAUUCUGUUUGUCCCCAGGUAGAACUUAACUAGCGGAGUUAUUCUAUCGACAUGAGAAUUUGUUGUUUUCAUGUGCUUUACAACAUUUACUUCAACAUGGUUAUUUUUAGUUAUUUAUGUGUUUUCUCUCGAGAUGCA
Molecule: messenger RNA, 2692 nt
Organism: Triticum dicoccoides
Lineage: Eukaryota; Viridiplantae; Streptophyta; Magnoliopsida; Poales; Poaceae
Product: zinc finger BED domain-containing protein RICESLEEPER 2-like
Exons: 2
Coding region: 124-2463 (779 amino acids)
Molecular function (GO): DNA binding; protein dimerization activity
Source: RefSeq, a predicted model, not a curated record